GUUUCCUAAAAACCGAACAGACAUCAGGAGCUCACGAGAAUAUGUAAAUGCUUCCAUCUCCACAUCUUACCUGCAAUUUUUCUAUUUUUCUGAUCAGCACUUCAUCACUGAUCCCUGUUCAAUCUUCUCAGUAAACGUUUUUUUUCUCUCGCUAAUACUUUACCGCGAGCCAAACACUCAUCUCGACACCUCACAGGCCAUGAUUAAAGUUGAAGUUCUUUAUCUUUUCAAUCGACUUCCUGUUCUUCAGUGCCAAACCCUAGUGUUCUCUCUUUGUUAGUGAACGCAUUUUUCUGCAUCUUGUGUGAAUUUAAGGAGUAAUGAAUGGUAAUUCGUGACCAAAUUCACAAUAUCUGAUUAUGGACAAAGAGACCGAGCUACUCUCGCGCCUCGCCGCGAACCACCUCUACCUUGCCCAAUACGAGCCGCUCCGAGCGACUCUUAUUGCGCUUCGGGGUCGGAACCCCGAACUUGCCCUCGAGAUUCUUCAGACGAUCGUUGCUCAGGCGGGCCGCUUCGAGAACAUCGUAUGGUCUCCUUCCUGCCCCUCUCCGUCGCUCUUAACGUAUUUAUCAACUCUUGAGCUACUGCAAUUCAACAACGGAACGUCAUUGACAUGGAACUUUGACCCUGAUAUGCUGCGGUUGCGCGUGGAGUUCUUCUUGAUGGUGCAGAUGUUGAUUGAUCGCAUGUCUGAGAGUAUAAAAAGGACUGUUGACUUAGAUAGCUUCGAUAGAGGGAAGGAAGGGGGGGGAUCAGGUGAGAGUGAGGGUUUUCAAACAAAAUCAGAGUUACUAGACAGUAACGAGGAGCCUCAGGAUGUGAAUGGUAACUUGGGCGAUUGCAUGCGUGCUUUAGAUUAUUUGUUGGAGUUGGGAGUUAGGAGGUUGAAGCCAGAUAUAGCAGUAGAUAUUGUUGGUGGCUUCGGUCAUUAUGGUGAUCUUGGGACUGAGAGAGAGGUGGUUUCUCGAUCUGUAUCUACUGAGGAAGGGGAUUUAGCGUGUUUGAAGAGGGUGGUUUUGGAAUAUGCAGAUGUUUUUGAUGUGUUGAGUGGGAAUAUACAAAGUCAAGUGAAGGAGUGGGAGGGGACUGUUUCAAGUUUUGCCAUUACUGUGCACAAGGACGAGAAGGCAGGGGCAGGUUUAUCCUUGGAGGAAGAUGUGAAGGUCCUUGGUUUGUUACGAAAGACUAUCCAGUUAGCACAUUUAGAUGCUAUAAAAGACCUUGUGAAUGAUGGAGAUGAGGAAGGGGGGAUGCGUCAAAUUCGGUUUCUUCACCUUGGUUAUGGGGUGGAGGAGGUUGAGUAUCGAACUGUUUUGCAUGAUCUCCUUAAGAGAGUUUUAUCAAGAAGGGAGAGAUUUGGAGACUCCUGGACUGGCAUGCGAGAAAAAAUGAUGCGGAUUUAUGGAGAGGCUCUUUCAUCUAGCUGCAGACAUCUUGUUGAAAUGAUUCAGAUGAUUCAUGAUGACUUGCUCCGUGAAGAGAUUGAGACCUAUCAAGCUCUUAAUAAUAACCAAACUCCUCCCCCUCUUCAGCGUCUUCAGAGUUAUCUUGGAGAAAUGAAACUUGAUGGAGAUUCAAAUGGAAAAUCUUCGCCCUUGAAUGUUGCUAUCAAUUAUUGCAUGAGUGACAUGUACCAUUAUGCCCGGGUUUCUGGUCUUCAUAUACUUGAAUGUGUCAUGGAUACCGCCCUUGCAGCUGUUGAGAGGGAGCAUCUUCAAGAGGCUAGCCAUAUUAUUGCAUUGUUUCCCCGACUUAGUCCCUUGGUAGCCGCCAUGGGUUGGGAUCUAUUGUCUGGUAAGACAAAUGCUCGAAGGAAAUUAAUGCAAUUUCUGUGGACCAGCAAGUCACAAGUGUAUCGGCUGGAAGAAUCAUCCCUAUACAGUAAUCAAUCCGAUGAGAUAUCUUGCGUGGAACAUCUGUGCGAUUCAUUGUGUUAUCAGCUUGAUAUUGCCGCUUUUGUCGCAUGUGUCAACUCUGGCCAAUCAUGGAAUUCUAAAUCCUCAUUGCUCUUAUCUGGUAGUGAACAAAUAGUGCUUGGAAGUGAAGAUACUCAAUUAGACUCUUUUGUUGAAAACUUUGUUCUGGAAAGACUUUCUGUGCAAGGCCCCCUUCGGGUAUUAUUUGAUGUUGUUCCAAGCAUAAAAUUUCAAGAUGCCAUUGAACUAAUCAGCAUGCAACCAAUUUCUUCUAAUACAGCAGCCUGGAAGAGGAUGCAAGAUAUUGAACUUAUGCGUAUGCGUUAUGCUUUGGAAUCGACUGUUCUUGCACUAGGAGAGAUGGAAAGGAGUAUUACCAGUGAAAGAGAGAGUCAUCACCAAGUGGCUUUAUGCCAUUUAAAGGACUUAAGGAAUCAUUUGGAGGCCAUCACCAACCUUCCACGCAAGAUAAUGAUGGUGAAUGUUAUAAUUUCACUUUUACAUAUGGAUGGUGUCUCUCUCAAUUUGACGCAUUGUGCCUCACCAAGGAGCUCUUCAGAAUCACCCUCUACGUUUGCAUGGGAACAUAGAGAUCUCACAACAUGUGAAGGGGGAAACAAAAUGGUUAUAUCUUUCACAGAAUUGCUACUUGAUAUAUUGCAUCGAAAUCUUCCUCCAAGCAUCGUUGAGCAGGAGUGUUCAUUGGAUGAUGGUAUAAGUAUCAGUGGAAGACAGGCAUUAGAGUGGAGAAUCUCAACUGCCAAACAUUUUCUUGAUGAUUGGCAAUGGCGGUUGUCAAUUUUCCAGUGUCUUCUACCGUUAUCAGAACGCCAGUGGAGAUGGAAGGAGGCAUUGACUGUAUUACGUGCUGCCCCAUCAAAGCUACUCAAUCUUUGCAUGCAGAGGGCAAAAUAUGACAUCGGAGAGGAGGCAGUCCAUCGAUUUUCAUUAUCUGCUGAAGAUAGAGCUACUCUUGCAUUGGCUGAAUGGGUAGAUAGUGCCUUCAGUAAAGCAUCUGUUGAAGAUGCAGUGUCUCAUGCUGCUGAUGGAACUUCAGCGGUGCGAGAUCUAGACUUCUCCUCUCUACGCUCCCAGCUAGGUCCUUUGGGUGCAAUUCUUCUUUGUAUUGAUGUCGCUACAACUUCUGCAAGGUCUGCUAGAAUGUCUCAACAACUUCUAGAUCAGGCUCAAGUUAUGUUAUCUGAGAUAUAUCCAGGAGGUUCUCCAAAAGUAGGCUCCACUUACUGGGAUCAGAUCCAUGAAGUUGGAAUCAUUUCUGUUUCACGCCGUGUUCUCAAGCGUCUGCAUGAGUUUUUGGACCAGGAUAAUCCACCUGUUCUUCAGGCUAUUCUAUCCGACAAUAAUUUUGUUUCUUCAUCAAAGGAAUCUCAACGCCAGGGCCAAAGGGAACGUGCUCUUGCUCUUCUACAUCGGAUGAUCGAAGACGCUCACAGGGGCAAGCGGCAAUUUUUGAGUGGUAAGCUUCAUAAUCUUGCAAGAGCUAUUGCUGAUGAGGAAAUGGAGCUAAGUGUUACUAAAGGAGAUGGUCCAUAUACUGAACGAAAAUUUUUGUCAGAUUAUGAAAAGGAUGUGGUUCUUGGCCUGGGGUUAAAAGCUGUUAAGCAGAUACCCUUAAGUUCAACAGCAGAAGAAAAUAGUGCUCAGCCUGUUGGUUUCGAUAUAAACGAUACAGGAAACAGACUGUUUGGUCCAUUAAGUGCGAAGCCCACAACCUAUCUGUCACAAUUUAUCCUCCAUAUUGCUGCAAUCGGUGAUAUAGUUGAUGGGACUGAUACAACUCAUGAUUUCAACUUUUUCUCGCUUGUUUAUGAGUGGCCAAAAGAUCUUUUAACUAGAUUGGUCUUUGAGCGAGGCAGCACUGAUGCAGCUGCAAAGGUUGCUGAAAUUAUGUGUGCUGAUUUUGUCCAUGAAGUAAUUUCUGCAUGUGUACCUCCAGUUUAUCCUCCAAGAUCAGGUCAUGGAUGGGCAUGCAUUCCGGUCGUUCCUACUUGUCCUAGGAGUUCCUCAGAAAACAAAGUAUUAUCCCCAUCUUCUAAAGAAGUUAAGCCUAAUUGUUACACUCGUUCCUCGGCAACUCCUGGUGUCCCUCUAUAUCCUCUCCAGUUGGAUAUUGUGAAACAUUUAGUUAAAAUAUCUCCCGUCAGAGCUGUAUUAGCAUGUGUUUUUGGUAGUGGUAUAUUAUAUAGUGGAUGUGAUUCUUCUAUAUCUGGAUUCUUGGAUGGUGAAUUACUACCAGCACCUGAUGCUGACCGACUGUUUUACGAGUUUGCUCUUGAUCAAUCUGAGAGGUUCCCGACUCUGAAUCGGUGGAUACAAAUGCAAACUAACCUUCAUCGAGUUUCUGAGUUUGCUGUAACAACACAGAAAAAGGCUGGUGAUGGCAAGGGUAAACCUGAAGGAAGAGUGGCUAUCAAGAGACUCCGUGAGCAUGACAGUGAUACUGAAUCAGAAGUUGAAGAUGUUGUUGGUACUAGUAAUCCAACCUCUUUGCCAUACAUCAGCCAUAAAGGCACUGUAGCUUCUGAAACUUGGCUUGAUUCCUCAAAAGGUGAAACCGCUGAUCUUGAUAAUACAGUGUAUCUUUCUUUAGAUUGGGAGAAUGAUGAAGCCUAUGACAAAGCUGUUGAGAGACUGAUUGACGAAGAAAACCUACUGGAUGCCCUUGCACUUUCUGAUCGCUUUUUACGUGAUGGAGCUUCAGAUAAUUUACUUCAGCUACUUGUUGAACGAGGUGAAGAAAACAUUUCAAUCUCAGGACAGCCUCAAGCCCAUGGAGGCUGUAGUAAUAGUUGGCAGUAUUGCCUGCGGUUGAAGAAUAAGCAACUUGCAGCUCAACUCGCACUCAAGUUUAUGCACAGAUGGGAGCUUGAUGCUGCUUUGGAUGUUCUCACCAUGUGCAGCUGCCACCUCUGUGAAAGUGAUCCAGUUAGGAAUGAGGUCUUGCAAAUGAGACAAGCUUUGCAAAAGUACAGUCAUAUUUUAAGCGCAGAUGAUCGUCAUAGUAGCUGGCAGGAGGUUGAAGCGGAAUGUAAGAAAGAUCCUGAGGGAUUAGCACUUAGAUUAGCUGGGAAAGGAGCUGUGUCUGCUGCUUUAGAAGUGGCUGAAAGUGCAGGGUUAUCCAUCGAUCUGCUGAGAGAGCUACAGGGUCGACAACUUGUGAAACUUCUGACUGCAGACCCUCUCAAUGGUGGCGGUCAUGCCGAAGCAUCACGUUUUCUCUCUUCACUACGUGACUCUGAUGAUGCUUUACCAGUUGCAAUGGGUGCAAUGCAGCUACUACCCAACCUUCGGUCAAAACAACUUCUUGUUCAUUUCUUCCUGAAACGAAGAGAUGGGAAUCUGUCGGAAGUCGAGGUUUCACGGCUUAACUCAUGGGCCUUGGGUCUUCGUGUUCUGGCAGCCUUGCCCUUGCCAUGGCAGCAAAGAUGCUCUUCCUUGCAUGAACACCCGCAUUUGAUUUUGGAGGUUCUUCUGAUGAGGAAACAGCUGCAAUCUGCUUCUGUGAUCCUUAAAGAAUUUCCUUCUUUGAGAGACAACAAUGUAAUUGCUACAUAUGCUGCAAAAGCUAUCGCGGUCAGUAUUAGCUCUCCCUCUAGAGAACAUCGGAUAUCUGUAUCAGGUACAAGACCGAAGCCGAAAACCAGGACAGGUGUGCCUGCAAGGUCGUCUUUUACUAGCAGUCUAAGUAACUUGCAAAAAGAGGCUCGUAGAGCUUUUUCGUGGGCACCACGAAAUACUGGAGAUAAGACUGCUCCGAAAGAUGUUUACCGUAAAAGGAAGAGUUCAGGAUUAUCACCGUCUGAAAGAGUUACAUGGGAGGCCAUGGCUGGAAUUCAAGAGGAUCGCAUUUCCUCGUUUUCUGCAGAUGGGCAAGAACGACUCCCCUCUGUUUCAAUCGCAGAGGAAUGGAUGCUGGCAGGUGAUGCCAAUAAGGACGAAGCUGUUCGUGCAUCUCACCGAUAUGAAAGUGCUCCAGACAUCAUUCUCUUCAAGGCUUUGCUCUCUUUGUGUUCUGACGAGUCUGUAUCUGCCAAGACUGCCCUGGAUUUGUGUAUGAAGCAGAUGAAGAAUGUAUUGAGCUCUCAGCAAUUACCUGAGAAUGCAUCCAUGGAAACAAUUGGUCGAGCGUAUCAUGCCACUGAGGCAUUUGUACAGGGACUAUUUCAUGCAAAAUCGCUGCUGAGAAAGCUCGUUGGGGGUAGUGACUUGUCCAGUAAUUCAGAAAGAAGUAGAGAUGCUGAUGACGCAUCUUCUGAUGCUGGUAGUUCUAGUGUGGGUAGUCAGUCCACAGAUGAGCUAUCUGAAGCUCUAUCACAGGCUGACAUUUGGCUGGGACGUGCUGAGUUGCUUCAAAGUCUUUUGGGGUCGGGAAUUGCUGCUUCUCUUGAUGAUAUUGCUGAUAAAGAGUCAUCUGCCCAUCUCCGUGAUAGGUUGAUUGUCGAUGAACGGUAUAGCAUGGCCGUAUAUACUUGCAAGAAGUGCAAGAUUGAUGCUUUUCCAGUCUGGACUGCAUGGGGACAUGCUUUGAUUCGAAUGGAGCACUAUGCGCAAGCUCGUGUGAAAUUCAAGCAAGCUCUUCAGCUCUAUAAGGGUGAUACUGCCCCUGUCAUUCUGGAGAUCAUUAACACAAUUGAAGGAGGUCCACCUGUGGAUGUGUCAGCUGUUCGUUCCAUGUAUGAACAUUUGGCUAUAAGUGCGCCUACAAUCUUGGAUGAUUCUCUUUCUGCAGACUCGUAUCUCAAUGUUCUGUACAUGCCGUCUACAUUUCCACGUUCAGAGAGGUCCAGGCGGUCCCAAGAAUCUGCAAAUAACAGUUCCGCACAUAAUUCUGACAUUGAAGACGGACCUCGUAGUAACCUGGACAGCAUUAGAUACACGGAAUGUGUCAACUACUUACAAGAAUAUGCUCGCCAACAUUUGCUCAAUUUUAUGUUUAGGCAUGGUCACUAUAAUGAUGCUUGCGCACUGUUCUUUCCUCCAAACACUGUUCCCCCACCUGCUCAACCUUCUACAAUGGGAGUAGUAACUUCAUCUUCAUCCCCUCAAAGACCAGAUCCUUUGACAACUGAUUAUGGAACCAUCGAUGACCUGUGUGACAUAUGUAUUGGUUAUGAUGCAAUGUCUGUUCUGGAGGAUGUGAUAUCUACAAGAAUGUCAGCCGCAGAAUAUGAUGUGGCGGAAUAUCAGUAUACAGCUGCAGCUCUUGCCCGUAUUUGCACCUAUUGUGAAACACAUAGGCAUUUCAAUUAUCUAUACAAGUUUCAGGUUAUUAAGAAGGAUCAUGUCGCUGCUGGACUUUGCUGUAUUCAGUUAUUUAUGAAUUCUUCCUUGCAAGAGGAAGCCAUCAAACAUUUGGAACAUGCUAAGAUGCACUUUGAUGAAGGGCUGUCAGCUCGGUACAAGGGUGGAGAUUCCACAAAGCUCGUCACAAAGGGUAUCAGAGGAAAAAGUGCCUCUGAAAAGCUCACUGAAGAGGGGCUAGUGAAGUUUUCUGCCAGGGUGUCAAUCCAGGUGGAAGUUGUAAAAUCCUUUACUGAUUCAGAUGGACCACAGUGGAGACAUUCACUCUUUGGAAAUCCAAAUGAUCCAGAAACCUUCAGGAGAAGGUGUGAGAUCGCUGAGACCCUUGUGGAGAAGAAUUUCGACUUGGCAUUCCAAGUGAUAUAUGAAUUUAAUCUUCCUGCUGUUGAUAUAUAUGCUGGUGUUGCUGCAUCUCUUGCCGAGAGGAAAAAAGGCAGCCAGUUGACGGAAUUUUUUAGAAACAUAAAAGGAACCAUUGGUGAUGAUGAUUGGGACCAGGUAUUGGGGGCUGCGAUAAAUGUAUAUGCGAAUAAACACAAAGAACGCCCUGACCGCCUAAUAGACAUGUUAACAAGCAGUCACCGGAAGGUGCUGGCUUGUGUGGUCUGUGGUCGCCUAAAAAGUGCUUUUCAAAUUGCUUCUCGAAGUGGAAGUGUGGCCGAUGUUCAAUAUGUAGCUCAUCAGGCAUUACAUGCAAAUGCACUACCGGUGCUAGAUAUGUGUAAACAGUGGUUGGCCCAGUACAUGUAGUUUGUUGCUCGAGGACAAUCAAGGUAUAUCUUCCUUAGCCAAUAUGUUGGUCUUAGUAAUUUGUUGGCACAAAGAAUGUCGGAAAGCUAUUAAAUUCAAUCAUGUAUUACUGGAGGAAUCGAGGGUGGCUCCAGAUGCUUGCAUUGAAGACCAGUGGUGUGAAUUUCGAAAAUAAUAUCUGUUGGUUCCUGUUAUCAGCAUUCUAUUUCCUUUCUUUCCCCAACCCCAAGUGGUCAUUGUUGCUACUUUUUGGCUGCUGGGUUACUUCAGAUCCUGAGUGAUCAUGUCAAAAAUGUGGGCAUGUUUGGAAGAGGAGCAGAUGAGGCAAAAUUUUACAGCCGAACCACAUUUGUUAUUGUACUACCAACAAUCUAAACAAGUUGCUGCUAUUGGAAAUUGGAAAUUCACCAGGAAGUGGUGUUGGGACGUUGACUAGUGAAUGAUUUCGGCUUUCAUCUGAUAUCUUGGGGAUAUAAGAGAUUUGAGAACAGCUAUUGAAUUUGGCAUCUUGUGAAUGUAGCAAAGGUAACCCUUUCACCUUAACCGGCAGUUGUAUGCUAAAUGUUGGAAAGUAGGAGCGAGGAAAUGGUGAGAAGAGGCGUAUGUUUAUGUUUCUUCUUCUGCUUUUGCCUGUAUAAAAUUGUCUUUUGCUCUCAAAGAAAAUGUAUAAUAGAACGUCUGUGAGGAAUUUUUUGUGUGCCCGUUUGAGGGAGAAACUAUAUUUAAGUAGGCAUUUGUUAGGAGCCUUUCCUGCUCUUUCAAAGGCCUUCAAAUCGGAUAUGUACUGACCUACCUUUCCUCUAUAAGUUUCAGUUGUAUUUGAUGCAGGGAAGCUGGAGGGAGUGAUAUACUUGCUGCCGAGGAAGUUGCAGUAUACAAUUUCCCCUCCGGUGAGUUUUUACCCAAACAGCAUCAUUUGAAAUUUUGAAUAACAAAGUUUAGAAGGUUGACUUUCA
This is a messenger RNA of Tripterygium wilfordii, 8947 nucleotides long. RefSeq lists its product as uncharacterized. The coding region runs from base 360 to 7991 and encodes 2543 amino acids. The record is from RefSeq and is a predicted model, not a curated record. Lineage: Eukaryota; Viridiplantae; Streptophyta; Magnoliopsida; Celastrales; Celastraceae. The transcript has 36 exons.